Vigna unguiculata (cowpea) is the source of this 1528-nucleotide messenger RNA. Its product is annotated as suppressor of disruption of TFIIS-like. Lineage: Eukaryota; Viridiplantae; Streptophyta; Magnoliopsida; Fabales; Fabaceae. The record is from RefSeq and is a predicted model, not a curated record.
CUUUCAUGCAAAGCAUUUUAUUUUGGUUUUUUUUUUUUUCUGCACCAUUGCCCUCAAUCAUUAUUACCCUUUUGAUUUUCAUUCACCCAUGUCUUCGUUAGUACCAUGAUCAUGAUUUUGAUGUUUGGCCCUGAAAUUUACCAGCAUGGAACCGGAUUUUGGAACAAAGAACAACCUUAAAUUAAAUCUGUUAUUUUGAAAUUUAUGUGGUGAUUUUACAAAAUAUGCAUUGCUGUAAAGAGAUGUCUUUUCAGCUGGAUCAUGGAAGUUUGUUGAAUGAGCAGAUUUUAUGCUUUCAAAAGUUUAUUCACUUUUGGAAGUGCUUUGCUCUGUCACAUGAACUCUGUUCCAAGGUUUUUUUGAUGGGCUUUGAAAUGGAGUUUGAAGACCGUUUCAGACACCAGGCUCAGAGACCAAAAUAUGAUUGCCUUCUUUUUGAUUUAGAUGAUACUUUGUAUCCCCUCAAAUCUGGUCUUGCAGAAGCAUGUCUCAAAAAUAUUAAAGACUACAUGGUUGAGAAGCUUGGCAUACACCCAAGCAAAAUUGAUGACUUGUCCAACCUCCUUUACAAAAACUAUGGAACAACUAUGGCUGGUCUAAGGGCAAUUGGAUAUGACUUUGACUAUGAUGAAUAUCAUAGUUUUGUUCAUGGGAGAUUACCUUAUGAGAACCUAAAACCAGACCCAGUUCUGAGGAACCUCUUGCUGAGCCUACCCUAUAGGAAACUUAUCUUCACAAAUGCAGACAAAGUACAUGCUGCUAAGGCCCUUAACAGGCUUGGAUUAGAAGGCUGCUUUGAAGGAAUCAUAUGCUUUGAGACCCUUAAUCCAAUCCACAAGAGCACUGUUUCUGAUGAUGAAGAUGACAUUGAGUUUAUUGGUUCAAGGUCAACCAAUCCAACCACUAGUAGUAAUGCUCCAGCCACUUCUCAAAUCUUUGACAUCAUAGAACAUUUUGCCAAGCCCAACCCCUCUUCAGUCUUGCCAAAGACACCAAUUAUCUGCAAACCAUCAGAAAAUGCCAUUGAAUUGGCCCUCAACAUAGCCAACCUCAAACCUCAAAGAACAUUGUUCUUUGAGGACAGUACCCGUAACAUACAAGCUGGAAAACGUGUGGGGCUUCACACUGUGCUGGUUGGUACAUCACAGAGAUGCAAAGGUGCAGAUUAUGCUUUGGAAAGCAUUCACAACCUUAAGGAAGCUGUGCCAGAACUAUGGGAAACUGAUAUCAAAUCAGAAGUUGCAUACCCUGGAAAACUAGCUGUGGAAACAUCUGUCACAGCUUGAGAUUUAUUAUUAUUAUAAAUAAUAAUAUUAUUAUUAUUAAUAAUAUUAAUAUGUCCAUCAAAUUAUGUCCCUUUUCCUUCAAUAUUGUUCAUUUAAUCAAUUGAAAUCCCACCACCAACCAAAGAAAAAAAAAAAAAAAAAACAAAAGAGAGAAAGAAAUGGGAAUUCCCCAACUUGAGAUGUAGUAGUUGUAGUUGAUGUAGAUGCUUUGUAAGAUUGCAAUAAAUUAGUCAUUAAAAUAA